CAAUAAUGCUUACUACUCUCACCAAUUCAAUUACCCUCUCACUCUCUCCACUGUUAUUAUUCUGCUGAAGCAGCUCAGUUAAAGCACAUUACAUAACAGAUCUCUUUUUCUUCUUUUUUUCUACCUUUUAAACCCUUCAAGUUUUUUGCUUUAUCACAAUUUCCAUUUGUGUCCUUCACUUCACAUUUUCCAUACUUGUAACUUGCGAUUUUGCUAUUGUAUCACUUCUUCACCCUGUUACUAUCUUCUAAACUUCAAGGGUUUUCUUCAACCUUUUUUUUCCGCCAUGUCACCCUUUGAUUUCCUUGCGAGAUUGCAGAAAAAAUCAACAAACUUUGUCAAAACCCAUGAAUAAAAAUAGCAUCUUUUAGCUUCAUUUGCAAAACUCAUGAAUAAAAAUAGCAUCUUUUAGCUUCAUAUGCAUAACCCAGUAAUAAAAAAAACAUUUUUAGCUUCAUAUUUGAUAUACUGUUAGUAAAGAUUUGAUUUUUAAGUUGAUUUUUAUUGUUGGGUCUCUAGUUAUCUUGGUUUAACAUUCAUGGAGUUGAUGGGGUGUGGAAAUUUUUUAAGGGGGUGUUUUGUUGUUAUGGUAUUUGCUGCAACACUAUUGGUGGGUCCAGUUUGUGGAAUUGGUGUUAAUUGGGGAACACAAUCAACACACCCUUUGCCACCAUCUACUGUUGUGAAAAUGCUAAAAGACAAUGGUAUUCAGAAAGUUAAGCUUUUUGAUGCUGAUCCUGAUAUUCUGAAUGCUCUAAAGAAAUCUGGGAUUCAGGUUAUGGUUGGUAUACCUAAUGACUUGCUUUAUACUAUGGCUAAUAGUCUUCAAGCAGCUGAAAAAUGGGUUUCCAAGAAUGUUUCAGCACAUGUCUCUUCUGGAGGAGUAGAUAUCAGGUAUGUUGCGGUGGGAAAUGAGCCUUUCUUAUCAACUUACAACGGUACCUUUGAAGCCACAACACUUCCGGCUCUUAAAAACAUCCAAUCGGCUCUUGUAAAAGCUGGUUUGGGAAACUCGGUUAGAGUCACUGUCCCUUUAAAUGCCGACGUGUAUCAGAGCUCAUCAGAUAAACCUUCCGAUGGUGACUUUAGGACAGACAUCCAUGAUCUCAUGCUUCAGAUUGUCAAGUUCUUGAGUCAGAACAAUGCUCCAUUUGCAGUGAACAUCUAUCCGUUUAUCAGUCUUUACGCAGAUCCCAAUUUUCCUGUUGACUAUGCAUUCUUCAACGGUUUUGGUUCUCCUCUAACCGACAAUGGGAAUAUCUACGACAAUGUCUUUGACGCUAACUACGAUACACUAGUAUGGGCGCUGCAGAAGAAUGGUUUUGGCAACCUGCCCAUAAUCGUAGGAGAAAUUGGUUGGCCUACAGAUGGAGACAGAAACGCAAAUGUUCUGCUUGCACAACGUUUUAACCAAGGCUUCAUGUCUCGCUUUGUUGCCGGAAAGGGAACUCCGAUGAGGCCUGGUCCUAUCGAUGCAUACUUGUUUAGCUUGGUAGAUGAAGACGACAAAAGCAUUCAGCCAGGUAACUUUGAACGUCAUUGGGGAUUGUUUUACUUCGACGGACGACCAAAAUACCAGCUUAACCUCGGAUUGAGAAGCAGUGGGCUAGUAGGUGCUACCGGGGUAGCACAUCUGCCGAAAAAAUGGUGUAUCUUGAAACCCUCAGCUAACCUGAAUAGCGAUCAACUUGCAGAGAGUGUGUCUUACGCAUGUCAAAAUGCAGAUUGCACUAGUCUUGGGUAUGGAACUUCGUGUUCGGGUUUAGAUGUCCGGGGUAACAUCUCGUAUGCGUUUAAUAGCUACUACCAAGUGAAUGAUCAGAUCGAUAGUGCCUGCAAAUUUCCCGGCCUUUCCGUUGUUACUGACAAAGAUCCUUCAACUCCAGAUUGCAUAUUCAAAAUCAUGAUCCAAACUGAUUCUGCUGGGAGAAUUGGAUCUCUUAGAAUAGUACUCUUUGUGUUUUUGUUUUAUAUUAUUGUGUAGUAUUUAUUUAAUCUAUUAAGAUUCUGGAUUUUUAAUUUACUUGUGGAGAGAAAGUAAACUGUGUAUUUCAUUUUUCAUAUUCAACAUGUUUGAAUGCAUGCAGCCAAAGAGGAAGACACAACAUGGUUGACAUAGUUUACUUAAAA
Molecule: messenger RNA, 2130 nt
Organism: Cicer arietinum (chickpea)
Lineage: Eukaryota; Viridiplantae; Streptophyta; Magnoliopsida; Fabales; Fabaceae
Product: glucan endo-1,3-beta-glucosidase 5
Biological process (GO): carbohydrate metabolic process
Molecular function (GO): hydrolase activity, hydrolyzing O-glycosyl compounds
Source: RefSeq, a predicted model, not a curated record